This is a messenger RNA of Lachancea mirantina, 1047 nucleotides long. The record is from the annotation of a GenBank genome assembly. Lineage: Eukaryota; Fungi; Ascomycota; Saccharomycetes; Saccharomycetales; Saccharomycetaceae.
AUGAGUUACGCAAGAACCAUUUCCGUCUGUCGGCACGUGACAGGCUACCCGCACGCCACGUGCCGCCCCGCCCCCCGCUGCCCCCGCCCGCAACCUCUCCCCGGGCUUUCCCACCUAACAGCUCUUUGCCGCGACACAAAACCGGCCCAGCCCCGCCGCACUCUACAUACACGUACACCUACACGUACACCUACACGUGCACCUACACGUACACCUACACACUACACAGCCUGCACGCACCCAAUACCCAUGGUCUCCGUUAAAGUACCCUCGACCCCCGCUGCAUUCACGGAAGCGCUCGCCGCCUACAUCAUCGACCAACAAGACGCCGCGUUGAAGCGGUCUAACCGCUUCAACGUAGCCAUUAGCGGCGGCUCACUCGUGUCCCAACUCUACGAGGCGCUCGUGAAAGACCCGCGUUCCGCGCCCAAAGUCCACUGGGCCCAAUGGCACAUCUACUUUUGCGACGAGCGCCUUGUCCCCCUAAACGACCCCGACAGCAACUACGGCGCCUUCAAGCAUCACGUGCUCGACCCGCUUCUGGCGCACCACGAAAACGCCACGCCCCCUAUCCUAGGUCCUACCUGUUACGCGAUCAACGAGUCGCUGGUGGGACUGGACGAAAACGACCGCAUUGCCGACGAAUACGCGUCACUGUUACCCGGAGCAGGGUUCGACCUGGUACUUCUAGGCUGUGGCCCAGACGGGCACACCUGUUCUUUGUUCCCCGGUGAGCGCCACGCGUUUUUGCUCGAAGAGCAAAAACGCCCCGUUAUGUGGUGUCCGGAGUCUCCCAAGCCCCCUGCGGACCGUAUCACCUUCACGCUUCCGGUUCUGCGCGCGGCGCGCGCCCUGUGCUUUGUCGCACAGGGCGCCGGCAAGCGGGCCGUCCUGCAGCGCAUUCUGGGCGGGGCCGAUGGCACCGCGCACGACUCGGCCGAUACGCCGCUGCCCUGCGCGCGCGUCAACGCGGAGUGCCCUCACACGACGACGUGGUUCCUGGACACAGAAGCCGCCGGAGACAUUGCCGCUCGAGCCGAUAUGUGA